Molecule: messenger RNA, 1497 nt
Organism: Asparagus officinalis (garden asparagus)
Lineage: Eukaryota; Viridiplantae; Streptophyta; Magnoliopsida; Asparagales; Asparagaceae
Product: pathogenesis-related protein 5
Exons: 4
Coding region: 208-1326 (372 amino acids)
Biological process (GO): defense response
Cellular component (GO): extracellular region
Source: RefSeq, a predicted model, not a curated record
UAGGUUAACGUUCUAGAUGAAAAAUGUGCGUCCUACAAAUAAAUUUCUUUUCACCCAAAAAGAAUUAAGGUAUUUCCUUCUACCGAGGCCACCCAAUCCAUGCAAAAUACCAAAUCCAAAUAAUCCUCCUGAAGCAACCUUCAACCUCUUCGUCUAUUCAAACAAUUUAUACUCGUCCCUUCCCUCCAAUGCCUCCCCCUCAACGCCAUGGCCCCAAAACUCUUUACCAUCGCCUUAGUUCUCUGCAUUACCUUCCCAAUCUCAUUAUGUGGCACUCUCACAAUAUCAAACAACUGCCCACACAUAAUAUGGCCAGGGACCUUAGCAGGUUCAGGCACGCCACAACUGCCAUGGACCGGGUUCAAGCUCGACCCGGGCCACUCGGUUCAGAUUCCGGCCCCAAGCGGGUGGUCCGGUCGGAUAUGGGCCAGAACAGGGUGCAAGUUCGACGGAACAGGCACGGGCGCUUGCCAAACGGGGGACUGUGGAGGAAAGAUGCGGUGUAACGGGGUGGGAGCUCUACCGCCCGCGACGCUGUUUGAGAUCACGCUCGGAAAGGGGAAGGAUCAGGAUUUCUAUGAUGUUAGCCUUGUGGAUGGAUACAAUUUGCCAAUAUAUGCAGCACCGAGAGGAGGCGGAGGAUCGUGCAAUGCCACUGGAUGUGCAAGUGAUCUCAAUUCGAGCUGCCCAAAAGAGCUUCAGGUGGAAGAUGACAGUGGAGUUGUAGCGUGCAAGAGCGCAUGCGAAGCAUUUGGACUGGAUCAAUACUGCUGCAGCGGGCAGUUUGCGAACCCAACCACAUGCAAGCCCUCCUUCUACUCUACCAUAUUCAAGACUGCCUGCCCUAGGGCUUACAGCUAUGCGUUUGAUGAUAGGACGAGCACCUUCACCUGCAAGGCUUCUGACUACAACAUUGUUUUCUGCCCCGUGUACGGGAUGAGGAGAUCCAACGGCUAUUCUGAUGGGGCGCCACCACCACCUCCUGGCGGUGUUACAAUUGGCCAACCUACUGGCUAUUCUGAUGGGGCGCCACCACCACCUCCUGGCGGUGUUACUAUUGGCCAACCUACUGGCUAUUCUAAUGCUCCACCUACAGGCUAUCCUAGUAACCAACCAACCAGUUAUCCUAGUCAACCCAACAAUUGGCAUGGAGAUGAAGUAAUUCAGGAUAGGGUUCAUCAAGAUGAACCAGAAGUUGGGAUAAAGGAAAAGAGAGAAUUUCGAGGACCUUCUUCUAUGAGAACUCAGAUAGGAGACAGGACAUGCAGAGGAAGAGCAAAAAAUGAAGUGGAAGACCAGAUGGUCUCUACAAUCAUGUGCAAUUAAGAACAAAAUUGGGUAGCACCAAUUCAAGAAAAUCAUAUGGCUGUAUAUGUGUAUUUGUUGUGCAUGUACUCAGCAAUUGGGAGAUAGAAGAGUAGAUUUCAGAGACAAUUUACCUACAUAUAAUACCGCUGUAUAUGGCAUUACAAUACUUAAUAAAGAACACAUCAAACU